Molecule: messenger RNA, 2711 nt
Organism: Leopardus geoffroyi (Geoffroy's cat)
Lineage: Eukaryota; Metazoa; Chordata; Mammalia; Carnivora; Felidae
Gene: DNAJA3
Product: DnaJ heat shock protein family (Hsp40) member A3
Exons: 12
Coding region: 35-1471 (478 amino acids)
Biological process (GO): response to heat; protein folding; negative regulation of apoptotic process
Cellular component (GO): mitochondrion
Molecular function (GO): heat shock protein binding; ATP binding; protein kinase binding
Source: RefSeq, a predicted model, not a curated record
CCGGGUGGCGCAGGCGCAGUGUCCCUAGGCCAAGAUGGCGGCGCGGUGCCCCACACGCUGGUUGCUGGUGGCUGUGGGGUCCCCGCGGCUGCCGGCUACAGCGGGGAGAGGAGCCCGGCCACCCAGGGGGGACGUGGUGGGGGCUUCACUGGGCCACAAGCUGAACGUCACUGCAUUCUCGCCUUCCCUGAGAGCUCGAGGCUCCGGGGCGCUGCUGACAUUGAGAACUGGUGUCAGCUUCAAAGGAGUAAAAAGUUACCCUUUUGUUCGUACUGCAUCCUUCCACACGAGCUCCCCUUUGGCCAAAGAGGAUUAUUACCAGAUACUAGGAGUGCCCCGAAAUGCCAGCCAGAAGGAGAUCAAGAAAGCGUAUUACCAGCUGGCCAAGAAAUACCACCCAGACACAAACAAGGAUGAUCCCAAAGCCAAGGAGAAGUUCUCCCAGCUGGCAGAAGCCUAUGAGGUGCUGAGUGACGAAGUGAAGAGGAGACAGUAUGACACCUACGGCUCUGCGGGCUCGGACGCUGGUGCCUCUGGACAGAGCUACUGGAAAGGGGGCCCCACUGUCGACCCCGAGGAGCUCUUUAGGAAGAUCUUCGGGGAAUUCUCAUCCUCUUCUUUUGGGGAUUUCCAGAGCGUAUUCAGUCAGCCUCAGGAGUAUAUCAUGGAGCUGACGUUUAAUCAGGCUGCCAAGGGGGUCAACAAGGAGUUCACCGUGAACAUCACUGACACCUGCGAGCGGUGUGACGGCAAGGGGAACGAGCCUGGCACCAAGAUGCAGAACUGCCAUUACUGCGGCGGCUCCGGCAUGGAAACCAUAAAUACAGGCCCCUUUGUGAUGCGCUCCACGUGUCGGAGGUGUGGUGGCCGAGGCUCCAUCAUCACGACUCCCUGCGUCAUAUGCAGAGGAGCCGGACAGGCCAAGCAGAAGAAGAAAGUGGUGAUCCCCGUGCCUGCCGGAGUCGAAGAUGGCCAGACGGUGCGGAUGCCUGUCGGAAAAAGAGAGAUUUUCAUCACAUUCAGGGUGCAGAAAAGCCCCGUGUUCCGGAGGGACGGUGCAGACAUCCACUCCGACCUCUUUAUUUCCAUAGCUCAGGCUCUUCUUGGGGGGACAGCCAGAGCGCAAGGCCUGUACGAGACAAUUAACGUGACGAUUCCCCCUGGGAUUCAGACAGACCAGAAGAUUCGGAUGAGUGGGAAAGGUAUCCCCCGGAUUAACAGCUACGGCUAUGGAGAUCACUACAUUCACAUCAAGAUAAGAGUUCCAAAGAGACUCACAAGCCGGCAGCAGAGCCUGAUCCUGAGCUACGCCGAGGACGAGACCGACGUGGAGGGGACGGUGAAUGGUGUCACCAAUACAAGCACGGGUGGCAGGACCAUGGAUAGCUCCGCAGGAGGCAAGGCUAGGCCUGAGGCUGGGGAGGACAAGGAGGGAUUCCUUUCCAAACUUAAGAAAAUGUUUACCUCCUGAUAUCCCAGCCGAGGAAAACGGUCCACUGGGAACUAGGCCGGGAGCAGCAGCCCCUCCGUGUGGCCAGGGCCCUGGAAGGAUUCCGGAACAGCAACACUGCGCCCUUGCCUGCAGAGGCCCUGGACCACCUUGGCGACAGCAAAACCAUGUGACAACACACCUCUCCACGGACUAGUCACAGGGGACAGCCCCUGGGCAGUAGGGCGUGGCGCCCAUAAGGGAUGGUGGAAGUUUCCCGUCCAUGGGUAGGUAACUUGGCCUCUUCUAGCUCAGGCAGAGUAAAACAACUGGACAUUUCUUGCAGAGCUAAAACUCUAAUCUGGAAUCAAAAGUGGUGGAGAUAUUAGUUAAAGAAUUAAAGGCCAUGCUUACAGCUUAAAAAUGAAGCCUUAAGCUGCACUGAGUCAUGAAGUGAUUAAUUUCCCUCUCAGCAAACCUCCGGGAGCUUCUGGAAUGAGUCUUUUCUGCCAGAUUGUCUUUUUGAGGAACCUGGAGCUUGCACGCCCCACAGUGUCCUCCACCCCUCAGCCAGGACACCCUGUGCUCUUGUCGGAGUUUAUGUCCCAAAGAUCCCAAACAGCUGGAACGUAGGCGCCUUGGGGCCUGGGGACGCACGUACAGAGGGGGGGUCCCCAAAGAUGUCAUUCCUGACCAUAUGGGCCGAGAUCUUUAUCAGGACGGAUAGUCCUUCCUUCCACCCUGUGUGGGGUGGUUUCUUGUCCCUGACUGUUGAGUUCUGUUGUCCUGGGGCAGGCGUUAAGGGGGACUCUUGCCCUUCUGCUCAACCCCAGCUGGUCACAUUUACAGCCCAGGGCCGACUAACAGCCUGUCACCCCAGAGGCCUGCCCCUCUGCCUGCCAGUGGCUUGGUUCUCACCACUCACAUUGCUGACAUCGGUUUUUAGAAGUGUGUGUAAACUACUCAGUGCUGAGAACUGCUGUCGUCUCUAUAAAUGUUUGUUCAGAAAAGGAAAGCACAGUCUGAGAGGUUGAAGGUUUCACCGUCCAGCCAGAGCAAAACACACUGUCCCCAGUCUCAGCUUGUAGGGUGUGCGGGCUCCACAUGCUUCCAGAUCCUCCCACUGGUAAGACAGGCUAAUGGAGAAGGCUUACAAAUAGUUUCCUUUUUGUUUUCCUUCAUAAUUUACAAAAUAAAGCAUCCAUUACUGUGAUCUAAGAAUGUAAAAUGAUUCUGUAUCCAUGUAAAUAAGAUUACUGCAAAAAGUUAUUUAAAGCCUAAA